UGUUUCACAUGGGUAGAGGAAGGAAGCACCAGUAUUGUUUUACUCUCGUUUUUUUUUCUUUUUCUCAAGACCUUUGAUGGGGAUUUCUAGACUCUCUCAGGCAGAAUGAUUCCUUUGUGUUGUCCGGCUGGCAUCUAGAAAUUUCACAAAGCGGUGUAACAGAGAAGAGCAACAUGAAAAAGCCACGGGCCAGAAAUCUCCUCUCAGCUUUCUGUCUCCUUGCUAGCCUUUUUACUGUAGGUUUCUGUAGAAUAACUGGUCUGGUGGCAGAUAUCCCUAUAAGAAAAAACAGAACAACUUGUGUGAACAGCCCCAUCAUUGGAAUUAUUGGAGAGGCAGUGAUGCUGCCCUGUCCCUGCAUGUCACCGAUCAACCCAGAUCUACUGUACCUCUACUGGCAAAUACAAGAAACAGUGGUAGAUACCUUUAUUAAAGGAGAGGCAUCCAGGUCGCACCAGGAUAAAAUGUAUCACAACAGAACCAAGCUGUUCGUCAGAGAAAACAGUACCUGCUCUCUCCUUCUUUCCCAACUAUCUGUAAAGGAUGAAGAAACAUAUGAAUGUCUCCAUGGUAGCCCGGAUAUAAAAAAGAAUUAUGUUUCUUUGCUUGUAGCUGCUAACUACACGUCUCCGGUGCUGCAAGUCCCAAGUGAACAGCCUAGGGGGCGCUACACCUGCACUGCCACUGGAGGAUUCCCAGAAGGCACCAUUUACUGGCUCCUGGAUAACCAGCCACUGCUCUGGGAUCCUGAACCACAACAGAGUGUGCUGGAUGAGUCUACGGGUCGCUACAACGUCACCAGCACACUAGCUGCCAAUAUCUCCCAGGACUCCACUCUCACCUGCAUUGUAGAAAACAAGAGGCUGCACGUCAAUCUUUCUCAAACAUUAAAUUCUCCCAGUACUCAAGAUACCCCACAGAACCACAUAGUCAUACUUGUUGUGGUAGUAUUAUUAUUAUUUAUUUCUUAGCCGACGCCCUUAUCCAGGGCGACUUACAAUUGUUACAAGAUAUCACGUUAUUUUUACAUACAAUUACCCAUUUAUACAGUUGGGUUUUUACUGGAGCAAUCUAGGUAAAGUUCCUUGCUCAAGGGUAUAACAGCAGCGUUCCCCACCUGGGAUUGAACCCAUGACCCUCCAGUCAGGAGUCCAGAGCCCUAACCACUACGCCACACUGCAGUAUCUUGCUGUGGUGUUAUUGUUGUGGUCUGUCUUGGAAUAACAAUGAUGAGAAGAUAUCUGGGAACUUCACAAAGGACCAUACAUCACAAUAAUACUGUGGUAUAAGGAAAGCAAUGAUGGAAACGUCAAUGUAUUGAAAAGAAAAGAAAAACUGUUUGCUUCAUGGAAGCUGUUUUGAAACUCAUUGUUUAGACUGUUCCCCUUGAGAGACAUCAGACAAUUGUGCAAUCCUGGAUACGGAAACCCUCCCAAUGGGUGCCUUCAUGAGCCUUGUUUCCAAGUCUGUCAUAUUUGCUGUCCAUUGUCAAUGAAACAGACCAGCAACAGGGCCAUAUACAGCUGAACCCACUUAACACACUUCAAAGGGACGGAGCAUGACAAUAAGCAGAGUGACGUUAUCAGCAGAUCAUCAAUAACCUAAUAAACCAAAGACCACGUACACAUUUAAACCGGUUCUCUUCAAAGUCCUCCUGUAUGCAUUGUAUUACUUGUACUGUAACAUUUGAAAUGUAUUUGCUUACGAUUGUAAGUCGCCCUGGAUAAGGGCUAAGAAAUAAAAAAUAAUAAUAAUAA
Acipenser ruthenus (sterlet) is the source of this 1757-nucleotide messenger RNA. RefSeq names its product CD276 antigen homolog. Lineage: Eukaryota; Metazoa; Chordata; Actinopteri; Acipenseriformes; Acipenseridae. The transcript has 7 exons. Gene Ontology annotation, cellular component: external side of plasma membrane. Gene Ontology annotation, biological process: immune response; cellular response to lipopolysaccharide; negative regulation of T cell proliferation. The record is from RefSeq and is a predicted model, not a curated record. The coding region runs from base 174 to 971 and encodes 265 amino acids.